AUGCGACUUUGGUUUAUUCUCAUUCUCAUCAUCAGUUUUGCUAACUCCAAUUGGGCAGGAUUUUUCAGUCGUAAAGAAAAUGAGGCUUGUAUACCAAUCGUCGAUGAUUAUACGACAUGUUGCUGUUGUCGAGCAUGGAAACACGCACGUUAUCUACCUUAUAUUCUUGUCGGUGCAUAUCGUAAUGAACAUAUUUGGGGAGAUGAGUCUUGCCCCAAUAAUCCAUGUCCAAAUCGUGGAUUAGAGCAUAUUGCUACUUUUCACUCCAGUGGAUAUCAACCACAGGCGCGUUGGACUGAUCUUCCAAAGCCAGAACCUCCAUCCGAUCCUAAACAGAAACUGAAACCUCAACCAACUUAUAUUGGAUUUCAUACUACCAAAGCUGAUUCAGCUGUCAAAAUUGCGAAAGGUGGCUUCUUGCCCAGCUCACAGGGUAUGAUAGGUCCCGGUGUAUAUUUUGCACGGUCAUUGGAAGCGACCAUCGGCAAAGUGGGUGCAGCAGGUGGUUUUUGGUGCAUGGAUUAUAGCCGAAGUAAACAUGGGCAAGGUACUUGUCGUUCACCGACACUCCAGAGAUCAAGAUAUAGCCAGAACUGGUGA
Messenger RNA from Rotaria sp. Silwood1, 600 nucleotides. The record is from the annotation of a GenBank genome assembly. NCBI's taxonomy places the organism in Eukaryota, Metazoa, Rotifera, Eurotatoria, Philodinida, Philodinidae.